Messenger RNA from Pistacia vera, 1221 nucleotides. Its product is annotated as cell differentiation protein rcd1-like. Bases 1 to 1221 code for a protein of 406 amino acids. The record is from RefSeq and is a predicted model, not a curated record. Gene Ontology annotation, cellular component: P-body; CCR4-NOT core complex; CCR4-NOT complex. NCBI's taxonomy places the organism in Eukaryota, Viridiplantae, Streptophyta, Magnoliopsida, Sapindales, Anacardiaceae. Gene Ontology annotation, biological process: mRNA catabolic process; negative regulation of translation. The transcript is spliced from 11 exons.
AUGGCCAACUUACCAGAAUCGAUAUGGGGAGACUCAUUGUCAGUAGCGGGUGCAAGCACGUCUACUGCCGUUGAUGCCGAAAAAUUGGCGUCGUUGGAGCAGUGGAUUAAGGCUCUCCAAUCCCAUGAAACCCGAGAACGUGCUCUCAUUGUCCUUUCUAAGAUGAGAGAAAAUCGUGAACAUUUGGCGCCAUUGUUUGGAUUCAUUUGGUACAAUUGCUCUGCUGUUACAGGUAGGGUUGCCACAUUUAUUGUUCAUAAAAUCUUAUCAAAUGAUGAGGGUUUGAGGUAUUGCUGUACUUUUGCUGAACGGUUUUUCGCAGUGGCUCAUAGUUUGAGAGAGAUGGUUGAAAAAGUUGCUGAAGAACCCUCCCAACGGCUGCUAAAGCUUAUUAUUAGUUGUUUUUUUAGACUCUCAGAAAAUCCGAGGGCAUGCGAUGGACUAAGAUGCUGUCUUCCUAGGAGUUUAAAAGACAACACCUAUUUUGGCCUACUACAAAUGAGAGAAAAUCGUGGACAUUUGGCGCCAUUGUUAUGGGAUUCAUUUGGUACAAUUGCUCUGCUGUUACAGGAAAUAAUAUCAGUAUACGUCUUGCUAUCUUCUUCAGCUCUUACAGAAAGAACAUCAAGCAGGGCAUCUCAUGCUCUUGCUCUAUUUCAGUGUGUAGCAUCCCACCCUGAUACAAGGAAGAAGUUUCUCAACGCUCAAGUGCCGCUGUAUCUGUACCCCUUUCUGAACAAUAGGAACAAAGAAAAGUCCCAUGAAUAUCUAAGGCUUGCCAGCUUAGGUGUGAUUGGUGCCCUGGUGAAGUCAAAUGAUCCAGAAGCUAUUAAUUUCCUUCUGGAGACUCGAAUAUUUCCUUGUUGCCUGGUCUGCAUGGAGGUGGGCACUGAAUUAUCAAAAACCGUUGCCACAUUUAUUGUUCAUAAAAUCUUAUCAAAUGAUGAGGGUUUGAGGUAUUGCUGUACUUUUGCUGAACGGUUUUUCGCAGUGGCUCAUCUUUUGAGAGAGAUGGUUGAAAAAGUAGCUGAAGAACCCUCCCAACGGCUGCUAAAGCUUAUUAUUAGUUGUUUUUUUAGACUCUCAGAAAAUCCGAGGGCAUGCGAUGGACUAAGAUGCUGUCUUCCUAGGAGUUUAAAAGACAAUACUUUUUUUGGCCUACUACAAGUAUGCUCUUUGAUAACCUUUCUUCUUCCUGUUAGCUACUUUGAAAUUUCUUAG